AUGACGACGGGCCGUCCUUGGGGUCUCAGACUGGUUUGGGCGAUGUUCCGUCUGAGUCCCGGAGGAACAGACUGCCUCCGAGAUCUAGGAGUGGAUGCUGAAGUGAAAUGUGACGAAGCCAGGCCAGCCUGUGGUCAAUGUGUACGUCUAGGUCAUGAAUGUGACUACAAUCCUCGGCUCUCGUUCAGAGACGACACGCCUAGAAUCGUGGAACGAAUGCAAGAUGUCUCUGUGAUUGGAAACACCGUCUGGGCAAACCCUCCUAGCCACACAUCAACCGCAUACAUACGAUCCGCAGAAGACCUAUUGCCGCCAUUCCAAUUGUUAACGACCGAUGAAGAACGAGAGAAGAAAGCGGAACUGUAUCAACCUGGCACAUACCAUGUCAUUGCCAACCAAGAGAGCUUUGAGUCAUUGCCGGAAUAUAGAGAUGGGGGCACGUCAAUGGUAGGGAGCAGACGGGGCCUCCUUCAGUCCAGCAAUCAUCGAAGUGAGGUGGGCUAUGAUGUGCCACAAAGAGGUCCGAGAGAUGGACACGAUCCCAAUGUUGUGAUAUUGAGAAGCUUUGAGGAUGUGCCUCGUAGAGCAUCUCUCCAAAGUUCUUACAUAUCAGUUGCUCGUCCUUCUUCGCCAUCUCACUCCCUUACUCGACAUUCACCUCGACGCCAUUCCAGCGACCUUCAUGGAAUGGCUUCUUCGAUCAGCUCUGAACGCCAUGAAAGGAGAGACGCUAUCCUGCUAGAGCAUUACCGCAGAAUUAUAUCACCAAAGCUCUUCAGACGAGAACUUGAUGAUGGAGAAGAGGAUGUAUUUGAAAAAGAAGCUAGGACACAUCCGCCGGUUUUCCAUGCCAUCACAGCAUUGGCGCAACUUACAGUGAGUGGAGUUCACACGGCAGAUGCUCUAGAGCAUUAUCAGCAAGUUAUCCCAGCUCUUCAAAGUAUCGUACAGUCAUCCCAAGACUCGUAUUCCGAUGGCGCGUUCUUCACACACUUCCUCUUACUCCUCUAUGAGAUUGCAGCAGCUCUCCACGGCGAUGCAAGCAUGGCUCAGCACCACAACGAUCAGCUGCUGCGGAUCAUCAGACUUAGGCGUCAAGCGAAUGGUGCGGAGCCCUACGAAUUUCUGGUCUGGUGUAUUGCAGUUAUCGAUAUCUACUCACUGUUGAGCAUGGGUGGCAGUGGAGUUUUCACUGAAACACUGAUAAAAGAGAACUUGGUUCCCCCUCCCGAACGAUGUUUAGCAUCUGACAUACCGGUUUCAUCUCAAGAACAGCUAUAUCUUCCUUUGCUAAGGAAGAUUUACAAAGAGAUCCAUCUACUGUUGUUUCGCGUAGCCCAAGAAGCACGAGUCAUGAGAGUAGAGUCAACACAAAGACAAAUUUCGGCUCCAGGUAUGGCCGACUCCGAGUCUACAAAUACAAGAAGAGGGCGUGUACAGAAUUUACUCAACCUGAUCAAUCAGUCGUAUUCUACUUGGAUAAUGCAGUUUCCGGGCUUGUGGAGACUGCCGACAAAAUCAGAACCGACGAGCCCAAGAGUUUUCUACUGCAUCCAGCAGAUCUUUCUCUUAUACCGAACCUGUAUACUCUACGCCCAUACCAGCAUGUUCCCCAACCAAUCCAACAAUCCUAUGCCUGCUUACGAUCAAAUAUUCACUGUUGCAAGGGAGAUCAUAGAAGCAGUCGCUGUAGUUCUCUCCGAGAAGAGAGAUCAAGUCCGCACUGUAAUGCUCCCUCUCUUCAUCGCAGGAUUUACAUCGAAAGACCAGACGGAGAAACAGAUGGUAUUAGAUCUACUUCUAGCUAUCGAGACGCAGGAUUAUAGAGGCAGCACGGACCGUGCAAGGCGAGUGCUUGAGAGGUUGUACGAAAAGCAGCGCCUCGCGACGAUGGAAUUGAAAAAUCCUAAUUCAGUGGACUGGACAGAAGAAGUGCAGAGGAGUGGGAAUAUAUUCAUAAUCUAA
Messenger RNA from Mollisia scopiformis, 1965 nucleotides. RefSeq lists its product as uncharacterized. Lineage: Eukaryota; Fungi; Ascomycota; Leotiomycetes; Helotiales; Mollisiaceae. Bases 1 to 1965 code for a protein of 654 amino acids. The transcript has 7 exons. Gene Ontology annotation, biological process: positive regulation of transcription by RNA polymerase II. Gene Ontology annotation, molecular function: zinc ion binding; DNA-binding transcription factor activity, RNA polymerase II-specific; transcription cis-regulatory region binding. Gene Ontology annotation, cellular component: nucleus. The record is from RefSeq and is a predicted model, not a curated record.